Hibiscus syriacus is the source of this 990-nucleotide messenger RNA. RefSeq names its product putative cyclin-D7-1. The transcript has 6 exons. The record is from RefSeq and is a predicted model, not a curated record. Lineage: Eukaryota; Viridiplantae; Streptophyta; Magnoliopsida; Malvales; Malvaceae. Bases 1 to 990 code for a protein of 329 amino acids. Gene Ontology annotation, biological process: mitotic cell cycle phase transition; regulation of cyclin-dependent protein serine/threonine kinase activity. Gene Ontology annotation, cellular component: nucleus; cyclin-dependent protein kinase holoenzyme complex; cytoplasm. Gene Ontology annotation, molecular function: cyclin-dependent protein serine/threonine kinase regulator activity.
AUGGAGAAUUUGCUUUGUGAUGAGGUAUGGCUUUCGGGUCCUGAAACUCCGGACCCUAGCCAUGAAACUGACCGUUGUACUUUGAAGGAAGACUCCGAGCAGGCUCUUUUAAUAUGCCUGAAGAAAGAGCUCAGUUACAUGCCUGAGCCUGGUUAUCUGGAUUAUCUCCAGUCUAAUAAUUUGGUUUUCUCUAGGUUUAGAGCGGUUCAAUGGCUUAUCAAGACUGGUACUCGGUUAAAUCUCUCCACUGGAACAGUUUUCAAUGCGGUAAAUUACCUGGAUCGCUUCAUAUCAACGAGUCAGUGCCCUGGAUGGAAAAACUGGAUGGUUGAGUUACUAUCCAUUGCAUGUUUAUCCAUUGCCUCCAAGUUCAAUGAGACUUCCCUCGCUUCCUUGGAUGAACUUCAGAUGCAGGACUUAGAACAUUGUUUUCAAUCGAGCACAAUCCAACAAAUGGAGCUGAUGGUGUUGCAGGCUUUAAAGUGGCGUCUUGGUUCUACAACAACAUACUCCUAUAUAGAGCUGAUUACAAUAAAUAUCAUCCAUGAUCUCAAUCAUUACCUUCACAAUGAGUUAAUCAACCUAGUUAAUAAGACACUUGUCAAAGCUAUAUUGGAUUUCAAGUUGCUGCCAUAUCCACCCAGCGUUGUUGCAGUAUCUGCUCUACGGUGUAACCUAGGAGAGUUAAUUCCUUCGUCAUAUAAUGUCUAUAUCACCAAAAUUAUGAAGCUCAUAAGCCAAGAUCACGAGGAUGAUAUUAUGGAAUGUCGUAGGAUAAUCAAAGCAUGGCUGUUUCAUCCAUUCUGCAACUUGAAAGUUUCAGAGUCCCAUUACUACCCGUCAAGUCCUGUGACUGUUUUGUUGACGGAGAGGAUUGAUAUCAAUGAUUUCCAAGCUGAUCUUUCACUGUUCGGGAUGCCAUUGCCAAGUUCUAGUGUUGAUGAUGAUCGUGAAUCUAGUGGGAAUAAAAGGAAGAGAGAAGAAGAAUAG